GACGGUGGAGAACUUUCAGAAGAGGUUCAGAGUUUCCGCGCAGAGCAGAGCAGCUCCUCUGACAUCACCGCAGAAACCCGAUAGACCCUCGUUCUGUCCUUCAGGGCUUCCUCGAGGACCAUACCGGCUUCUCCUCAGACGUUCUGGAUACAAGCAGCUGCCCGUUGUAAGAUCAUGUCGUUCCAUAAGCGCGUUCUCCGUUCUCUGGGUAACGGUCCUGCUCGGAGGAACCUGUUUGGUCCGGUGGAUCGUGAGCAGUUGCAAGCGGAGUACAGAGACGCUCUGCGGAAGGACGUAGAGGACGCGUCGCGCCGCUGGGGGUUCGACUUCGUCUCCGAGAAGCCCCUGCAGGGCGGGGAUUUUCAAUGGGAGGGGGUCCCGGGGGCCCGCGUGCCCGCCCUGUACCGGUCCUGCAUUGUGGGGGAGGAGCCAGUGCCACAGAGGGAGGAGUCCACAUCGGCCGUUACCAUUACAAGGGGUCCGACUCGACCCAUAAUCGGAAAAGAGAACGUCCCCACAACACCAGAGAGGUACAGCGGCGCCCCGCAGAACCUGGAGAAAACGCCCGAGAAAAACAACCCGCUGAAGAGGAAACAGACCAACAUCACAGAUUUCUACCAGGCCAAAAGACGAGUCGUGGCCACUCCCAGGAAAUCAGGGCAGUGACUCACGGAACUGCCGAGAAACCUGCCUCACACACGCACACGUACACACACACACACACACACACACGCACAUACACACACACACGGUGCUCUCAGGAACUCACCUGCACAGACUGUAAAUACACCUGUUGAAGGACUUGUAUGUUUGUACAAACACACUGAGCUUUUCUUUCAUUACAGUAAUUACGAAUCAUUCGACAUUUUUAUUGUAUUUUAUUUUUCAUUGACAGGAAUUUGUCUGUCUGGUUUCUAUUUACAUGUUUUCUGCUUGUUGUACAAAAGCAUGUGAUACGGUUCUGCAUUUCUCUGAAGAACCAGCAACACUAAUCCAGCUACGCUAACCUAACAGAACCAAGAAGAAACGGUCAAACAUUAUCGCCCAAAACACAGUGGACGACAAACCAUGAGGACCAUGGGAUCUAGAUUGGGAUCUAGACUGGGGUCUGAGUUAUGAUCUACGUUCUGUUGGUUCAUUACUUUAUAUGAACCAAUACAACAUUUAAGUCAAUAGAGUGGAGAGAAUAUUGUAAGUUGGGGUCUAAUUUGGGAUCUAGUUUGGGUUCUUGAUUUGGGUAUAGACUGGAAUCUAGACUAACUUGUAAAUUUGGCUCUAGACCAGGAUCUAAAUUGUAAAAUGAACCAGUAGAACAUUCAUAUCAGAAGAAUGGACUUUUGGAAGAAUGGAAAACAUUCUAGAUUGGGAUCUUGAGUCUAGUCUGGCAUCUAGAAUUGGCCAGUAGAACAUUUUCAUUUAUAGAGUGGACCAACAGAACUUUCCAGAUUGGCUUGUCAGUCGAGCUCUAGACUAGGAUCUAGAUUGGAAAGUGAACAAAUGGAACAUUCUAACUUGGGAUCAAACCUUGGAGGUAGAUUGGGUUCUAGAUUUGGGAUCUAGAUUGUUUCUGCAGCACUUUAGUCUCGUUUAGCUGCUGCAUCUUUCCGUUUAAUUGGGACCGGCAAACAACAACACUGAUUAUAUUGUAUAAAAGUGGAGAGGAAUUGUUGGAAUUGUUGGCGGGAGAAAAGGUUUUUUUGUACAGAGGCGAUGAAAGUGAAGUGGGAGCUUCAAGCGCCGGAUAUUUUUCAUUAUUAUUGAUAAAAAAUCAAAACAAACCUCCACGGCGCGAGUCCACGGCGCGAGUCCACGACGCGAGUCCACGGCCCGAGUCCACGACGCGAGUCCACGACCCGAGUCCACCCCUUCGUCACUUUAUUCGUGGUUUCUGUGUGGCGGUGUUUUCGCUCUGCUCUGGCUGUUUGUUGGUGAGGUGUGUUUGCUGGUCCCGGCUCAGCUCUUCUGCUCUCCUACACGCUGUACAUAACGUGCUGUACGCUGGCGCGUGUGUAAAUAUCUCUGUAGGACGCAGUUAAACUGAGGUUUAGUGACGAAUAAGAACCGUUUACUCACUCAUGGAACUGUAAACACUCGGAUUUCCUGCCGUCAUCACAGUAGAACCUUCCAGAACCGGGGCAAGAACGUUCAGAACGAAUUUCACAGCAAAGUAUUUUAAAUUCGGAUUCGGUUCAGUACGUUAGCGAUUGUGUCCUGCUUUGUUGCACAAGUAGCUCGUUUUGAAAACUACAGAUCCUCAGAUGUCAGAUUUUCCGAUUUGACACUUUAAGAAAAGCUAUUUUACAUUUAAAUGAACUAAAGUAAGCUAAAAAACAUGUUCUCAUACACACAGGCUAAACAGUCGCAAAUAAUAUUUCUGUUUAAGCGUUUAUUAAAGAAAACCCUUGCCUUAUUUCCGCUGCUGAUGGAAAGUGGGGGGAUCAGGCAGCACCGGAGCUCAAUAACGAGCCGAACUACAGCAAAAAUUAAGAUUUAUGUAAUUAUGCAAAAGCCCCAGAACACAGCCAGUGGCGUUUCUCUGCUUAGGACGUUUAUAAACCUGCAAAAAAUUCUCAUUUGAACUAAAACAAUCACAGAUUAGUGCCAUUCAGUGCAAAUCUGUUCUUAUUUCAUAAUUAGUUCAUAAUUAUUUCAUAAAUGUUGAUAAUUAGUGGUCAUAAGCUGUCUGAGUGUGUUUAUAGCUGUCCGCCAGCAGAGGUCGCCAGAGGCGCAGUUGAAAGCUGCUUUAACGCCAACCUGCAUUCACCCCCGAUGUUGCACUUGUUUGUUUUGUUGCUGAUGAGGUCCUGAUCCUCUCGCAGAUUCGGAGUACAGAGUACUUCCCUUAUUUAUUGUCAGAUAAAGGUUAUACUGUAGAUUAUUGACACAAAUGUGUAGUAGAAAUAAACGUAUAUUUACAUGGAUGGA
Pygocentrus nattereri (red-bellied piranha) is the source of this 2925-nucleotide messenger RNA. It is a transcript of the gene cdkn1a, whose product is annotated as cyclin-dependent kinase inhibitor 1A. Gene Ontology annotation, biological process: signal transduction by p53 class mediator; regulation of mitotic cell cycle. NCBI's taxonomy places the organism in Eukaryota, Metazoa, Chordata, Actinopteri, Characiformes, Serrasalmidae. The transcript is spliced from 3 exons. Gene Ontology annotation, molecular function: cyclin-dependent protein serine/threonine kinase inhibitor activity. Bases 175 to 666 code for a protein of 163 amino acids. The record is from RefSeq and is a predicted model, not a curated record. Gene Ontology annotation, cellular component: nucleus.